Messenger RNA from Hippocampus comes (tiger tail seahorse), 4008 nucleotides. RefSeq names its product actin binding LIM protein family, member 2 (gene ablim2). Gene Ontology annotation, biological process: lamellipodium assembly; cytoskeleton organization. The transcript has 21 exons. Gene Ontology annotation, cellular component: actin cytoskeleton. Bases 235 to 2268 code for a protein of 677 amino acids. Gene Ontology annotation, molecular function: actin filament binding. Lineage: Eukaryota; Metazoa; Chordata; Actinopteri; Syngnathiformes; Syngnathidae. The record is from RefSeq and is a predicted model, not a curated record.
ACGCCCUAGCUGUCUGCGUUUAGAGAGGCGUUGCCGCAGUGUCUGCGGGCCCUGAUACAUCAGUACCAAAAACCAGGAGUUACCAGACCUCUUGGUGGGGCCCUCCUAACGAAGAAUUCCCCCACGCACUCACGUAAGGUGGUUAGUGGGCGGUGCGCCGCAGCUGCUGGCAUCAUUCAUGCUGGGCCGGUGAGGAGAGCCUCUUUAUUUACAGCGCAUUAUCUGACUGACACCAUGAGCAGCACUGUGAUUCAGCAGCAGGCUGUGCAAAGCCCGGCGGCGCAGCAGAAAGCAGGACGAGGCCCCGUCCCCUGCCAGAACUGCGGGAAGCCUUGCAAAGGGGAGGCCCUGCGAGUCCAAAAUAAACACUUCCAUAUCAAGUGUUUCGUUUGUAAAGUGUGCGGAUGCGAACUGGCCAAUGGAGGCUUCUUCCUGCGACAGGGCGAGUACAUGUGCACGCUGGAUUACCAGCGUCUGUACGGUACUCGCUGCUUCGGCUGCCAGGACUUCAUCGAAGGAGAGGUGGUGUCCGCUCUGGGCAAGACCUACCACCCCCACUGCUUCGUCUGUUCCUCAUGCAAGCAGCCGUUCCCAGCUGGUGACCGAGUGACUUUUAACGGGAAGGAGUGCAUCUGCCAAAAUUGUACCCAGCCUCUUCCUCCGAACAGUCCUGCACCCAUUCAGGCUGUCCACAACUGCUGCGGCUGCGGGAAAGAGUUUCAGAACGAACAGUCCCUCGUAGCCCUGGAGAAACACUGGCACCUCGGCUGCUUCAAGUGCAAAGUGUGUAACAAGGUCCUCAAUGCCGAGUACAUUAGCAAGGACGGGAUUCCCUUUUGCGAAAUGGACUACCAUGCCAUGUUCGGCAUCCAGUGUGAGAGCUGCAAGAAAUAUAUCACUGGGAAAGUCCUGGAGGCCGGGGAGAAGCACUACCACCCAUCAUGUGCCCGCUGUGCCCGUUGUGAGCAGAUGUUUGCGGAAGGAGAAGAGAUGUACCUCCAAGGAUCUUCAAUCUGGCAUCCCCCAUGCAGACAAGCAGCAAAGCAGGAGGAGAAGAAUAAGGUGACUCGGACUUCGUCUGAGAGCAUCACGUCUGUCCCGGCAUCCAGUGCCUCGGGCUCUCCCAACAGAGUCAUUUUUGCCAAGCUCGGAGAAGAGAUGCUAGACUACAAGGACCUGGCAGCCCUUCCAAAGACCAAAGCCAUCUACAACAUAGACCGGCCCGACAUGCUCUCGUACUCGCCCUAUGUCAGCUACGCGUCUGAAGAAAGGCACUAUGGCGAGGGCGAUGGGGAGAAAUCACCGUGUCAACAUAGGCCCUCUAGCCCCAGUUCCAACAGUUCCAUGGGUGGCUACGGACGCUACACACCUUCUCGUUCCCCUCAAAACAACAGCCGACCAGGACCAGAAAUAGAUUGCCCGAGUACAAUCGGGCCCCUCCCGUGUGGCGUCAAGUUCACCUCCAGCUUGGCCAGGGCUUCCCCUUCACAUCUAGCGCACCAUUCCAAGGGGACGGAAGGGUGUAGCGGUGCCACUAACACCGCGCUGUUGGGCGGAGGUAGCGGUGUGUCGUUACACCUGAACCCCACCACGUUGUCCAUGCUGCAGCAGCACAACUUCAUCCCUUACUUCCGAGGAAGUGAAAGUGGUCGGAGUACCCCCAGCCUGUCCGCCUACUCUGAUGGCAAAUCCCCAUCGUCCACCUCGACGUACGUGGCUGCCCCUCGCCAUUUCCAUAUACCAGAGACUGAGGUCAAAGAUAAUAUCUAUAGAAAACCCCCCAUCUACAAACAGCAUGCUUCCAGAACAUCCUGGCAGGAUGGCGAUGAUGGCAAGAGGAGCACUUGGAUGAUCAUGAAGAGUGACAUUGAUGGGCACAUGGGUCCCGAAGACCACGACCCAUCCAAGUCAACCUGCAGUUUGCCAAUGAAAACCUCUCGGCCAAAUUUUCCUCAUUAUAAAUCUGCAUCCUUGCCUGGUUACGGAAGGAACGGCAUCUACAAGGCUUCUGAGAUGGUUGAAGAUGAAGUCGAUCCAGACUCCCAAAGCUGGGGAGGCAUGAGAGAGUACAAGGUGUACCCUUACGAAAUGUUGGCGGUAACACAUCGAGUCAAAGUGAAGCUUCCCCGAGACAUCGAUCGCACCCGACUGGAGAGACAUCUGUCGCCUGAAGACUUCCAGAAGGUGUUCGGAAUGACUCUGGAUCAAUUUGAGCGUCUGGCCCUGUGGAAAAGAAACGACAUGAAGAAGAGGGCUCGUCUUUUUUAGAAAGGAGCCCGCCAGUGGUCAGCGCUUGCCACCCCGCCUGCGCCCCCUCGCGCCAAAAGCUUUAUGUGUGCAAUACGAUGGCGAUGUUGGACUUGCGACCUUCCGGAUGAGCUGCAGGAUUCUUUGCAUGCCCCGUGCUUGUCGCGCCUCCCGCACUCAAACAUCUCUUUGAAGCUUUUUUUCACGCCCGUGUUAGCCUUCCCGUCAUUUCGCCCGAAAAUCCUAAAUUCACGUUAAUCGCUUUGGAAAGUUCCCCAUUUUACAGGUUCAAAAUUAGCUUUUUUUUUCCUUUUUUUUCAAUUAAUUCCCGUGGAAUUAUGACCUUUUUUUUCCUCACAUACUACCAGUUUAUUCUUGUCACAUUACGCUUUCGUCUUCAUCAUAUUCUGACUUUUUUUUCCUCAUAAUACAACUUUUUAAAAUCAUAAUAUCGCAACCAUAUCUUGUGUCUUUUUCUGCAUAAGGCAGAAAAGGUUGUUUUGUUAUGUGAGAGUCUUGAUUUUUUUUUCUGUCUUUUAUUGUGACAACUUUACUCUUGUAAUAUGCCGACUACAUUCUUGUAAAAUGAUGACUUUUUCAUAGUAUCGUGACUUUAUAUCUUGUGUUUUGACGACUUUAUUUUUAUGUUCGAACAUGCAUUUAACGCAUUCUGGUAACACUGGGAUCAAGAAUUCUUGAAAAUAUUCUCGUAAUUCUUGAGUUUUUCUCAUAACAUGACAACUUUUUUCCCUCAUUACGACGACUUCAGUCAUAUGACUUGAACUUUUUCUUGUCAUAUUUCAGCGUUUUCUUGUUUACGAUUACGAUUGCUUCCUCCUAACAUUUUGAAAUUUUUUCUUUCAAUGUUAAAACUUUAUUCUCGUAAAGUUGCAUCUUUUUCAGGUAAUAUUACAAAUUUCAUCUCAUAAUAUCAGGACCUUUCUUGUUGUAUUAUGACUUUAGUUUCCAAAUUGUUUAUGAAAUGGUCGGAUUUCAUUCUCAUGACUUUACAACAUUUCUCAUAUUAUUAUGACUUUAUUCUCAUAACAUUCUGACUUUUUUCUCUUGAUAUUACAAGUUCACUCUUGUAAGUUUGCAGCAUUUUGGCAAUGUUAUGAUUUUAUUAUAACAUUGUGACUUUUCUCCUAGUUUGGUUUCUUUUUUGUGGUUUGCUGCUAAAUUCUCAUCAGAACAUAAGAUGUCGUGCUUUUGUGUGUGUGUGUGUGGGGGGGGGGGGGAUAUGUUUUGCACUCGUCUCUCAAUUGUUUGGAUUCAAACACACUGUACCAUCUUUUCUUUAUGGUUUCGAUCUCACAUUGAAUGACUGCUGGAGCCAUGAAUCCAAAACUAUAACAUAGUAUAUAAAAUCGUUUUAGCUUUAUUUAUUCAUGCCGCUAUGUUUGUUGCUUAAAUGCAUCAUGGAAUACUGCUAAAGUAAAACUCACAACAAUACUGCAAGAUGUACCGUAUGUAAGCAUCUACUACUGACAACAUAGACAUAUACAGUAUAUUCUAUAGGAUUUAUUUCUGUAUACAAGCCAUUGCAUGAUAAUGAUACCUUUCUGUCGAAAAUGAUAUUGAGUGAAAUGAAGGAUCAGCUGCUCGCCAUAACUUAUUUAAUUGUGAUAUGAUGGAAGGGAUUUUUUUUGAAGUUACAUACAUACAUAUCGAUUUUUUUUUUGAGCCUUGUAAGUCAAACACUAACUAACUGUUCCCUGUUUCUAAUAUUCCUCUGCCAUUAAAGUGCUUUAUCCAACAGCA